Messenger RNA from Labeo rohita (rohu), 4642 nucleotides. It is a transcript of the gene sack1ga, whose product is annotated as family with sequence similarity 83 member Ga. NCBI's taxonomy places the organism in Eukaryota, Metazoa, Chordata, Actinopteri, Cypriniformes, Cyprinidae. The transcript is spliced from 5 exons. The coding region runs from base 152 to 4153 and encodes 1333 amino acids. The record is from RefSeq and is a predicted model, not a curated record.
AGCAGAAGCAAGUGCACCAGAUCUUUCACCGUUCGCCUGUGCCUUUUUAUCUAUAGUAUUUAAUCCUCUAGGUUAAAAUGGUUUAACUUAACUUGUCAAUUAUAUGCAAUUUUAUUUUAAAUGCUGUUAAAAAUACAGCUGAGCUCAAGUAAUGGCACUGUCACAGGUUCAGUGCCUUGAUGACAAUCACAUCAACUUGCGCACCAACGAGUCCAAGCCGGAGUUCUUCUACAGCGAGGAGCAGAGACUCGCACUGGAAACGCUCAUACAUGACGGAAAGGACGCCUUUGAGGACUACAUUAAAACAAACAACAUCCGCUGCUUUCUUUCGGACCUUGAACUUGAGAGGAUUCUCAACACUGUGGAGGUGUAUAGUCCGGGUUCCCCUGAAUAUACCGCUGAACUGCUCGGGGAAAGUGAUGGGGAAGAGAUUUCCCUUCAGUACUGGCCUGACCGCUCGGACCGCUCGAUCCCACAGCUGGACAUCGGGUGGCCGGACCGGGCAUCCUACCGCGGAAUGACUCGUGUUCAAGUGUACACUCAACCCCCUUAUGAUGGUCAGUCGCAUAUUAAAGAGGUCGUUAGAAAAAUGAUCUCCCAAGCACAAAAGGUUAUUGCAAUUGUCAUGGACUUGUUCACAGAUAUUGACAUCUUCAAAGAUGUCCUGGAUGUAAGCUACAAGCGGAAAGUUUCUGUGUAUAUUAUGUUGGAUAGCACCGGAGUGAAGCACUUCCUGAGAAUGUGUGAGAAAGCAGGAAUGCACACUGGACACCUCAAGAACUUGAGAGUGCGCAGCAUCAGAGGGGUAGAAUUUUUCAGUCGAUCCUCAAAGAGAGUGUUUGGCAGCCAAAGCCAGAAGUUCAUGUUUAUUGAUGGUGACAAAGCAGUCUCAGGGUCAUAUAGCUUCACAUGGUCUGCCUCUAGACUGGACAGAAAUAUCAUCACGGUUCUCACUGGCCAAGCAGUCGACACGUUUGACUUAUUGUUUCAGGACAUGUAUAUGAUAUCUAAUAGAGUGUGUCUGAGCAAGAUUAAUCUGAGCAGUGAGCCUGAACCUGAGUUCCUCCCUCAAGUGGUACCCACUGUAUUUCCCUCAGCCACCACAGCACUCAAGCUCAUUAACCCAAAAUACUCUCUAGUCACUAACUGCGCUUUCAAAGCCAACGGACCCGUACAUGACCAGACAAGUGCCAAGAACAACACUUUCAAGAAUCAGACGGAAGACAUCAAACUAAUUAGAGAAACACCAGCGGUGCCACCGGUUCACCCGGGACUGCUUAACCUGCAAAAGGCGAACAUGAUCAAUUAUGUGCCAACCUGGCCCGAUCCAGAACCGCCGAGGGAUGUCAUUGGUUUCAUUAACAUAAGAGACUACAAGAAGCCAUUGCAAGCUCACCUAAUGCGUUCAGAACUCUUUGAAGUGUCUCAAGCCAUCCGAUUCAAGGAUCCUUUUCGUGAGCCGAAGGAGUCUUUAUCUCUCAGGGCUUGUCCUGGACCCAUAUCCCGAACUCCCUCUAAUUCUAAAGCUCCAGCUCAGAAGCAAACAUCAGGUGAAGUGAAGAAGUAUUUUGAUCAAAAUCAACAUCAAAGCAGCAGCCGGAGUGAGAAUCUUAUCUCGACUUUGGAGAAGCCGGAAACAAGGCAUGUGCUUGCCUGUAACAAAGUAAAUAAGGAGCAAAUAUGUGUGAUGGAAAAAGAGCUGAGAAAAAACAUUAAUGCAGGAAAAUACUUUUCCAAUACAAUUUCAUCUUUCUCUCAAGAUGAUACAGAUACAAAGCAAGGUGUGGAUACUCUGCAACCUUUGAAAUGGCCUGCUCAAACCUCAGAUGACCUUAACUUGAAAUCUUCAUCAGCUUUGUCCAACAAAAGUCAUCAUGUCUUAACCAUAGACACUCCUUCUGUUAAGCAAAGCCAAGAUGACCAAGUCAGAAAUAAUGUUGCUGCACAAGGCUGCAGCGAUACAAAACCAGACACAAACCAAAACGGCUGGAAUGAUGCACAGACGUCUAACUGCGACUCCAGCAUCUCUUCAUUGUCUGAUGAAUACUAUGAGUGUAUCAGCCCAGGGUUUGUAGAAGAUGUCUUUGUGCCUGAAAAGGCACUGGAUAAUUCAAUCCAAAACAGUCAACAAAAGCAAGCGGUGUCUUGUUCAAAUUCAUCCCUAGCUCCAGACAGUACAGAUUUGGAUAACAAACAGACGUUGCUUAUUCCAAAACUUUUAAAAACAUCUUGCAGCAUUGUUUUCAAUUUCUUAUCUGCAGACAAACUACCAGUCAAAGAUAGCGAAACCUCCUCUUUCUCACAGACUCCUAAUGGUUGCUUCAACCUCUCUUCAACUUCAGAGGAAUACUUUGAGUGCAGUAAUACAGUGGAAUCGAAGUCAGAGAUUGAUGGUAUAGAUCAUGAAGUAGAGACGUUAAGCUCAAAUGAACAACAAGUACUGAAGCCUGGGCUGAGCACUCAGAACCUGAAAGAAAAUGAUGAACCUAUAGUGCAUUCAGGACAGGAGCAGCCCAAAUUUCAACACAUACUAGAGAUGACAGCUGACAGUCGCCAGGCUGAAGAUAAAACCCAAAAUGGGCUGGAUGAGAAAGUUCACAGACAAGUACAAGAGUCUGAAGUUACAUCAGAGCCAGUAGAGAGCAAAUCGAAGAGUAACUCUUUGCAAGAACAUGAGAUAAGUGCAUCUCUGAAGGUUUUAGAAGUACAGUCCAAGGAAGAGUCUGUAGAAUUAACCAAGAAAGCUGAAGCGCCAAUGCAGGACUUACAACUUGAGGUAAGUCCAGAUUUAGCGUGUGAGCAACCUGAAAAAGAGCCACUACAGAACAUGCAACCUGAAGAAAGUCUGGACUUAUUAUGUGAGGAAACGUCUGCACUGUUAGCUGAGAAAGAUUCAAAACCACAACUACAGGACUCUCAAGUAAGUCAAGAUGUAAAGUGUGAGGCACAAUCUGUGACGUUAGCUGAGAAAACUGCAAAAGCACCACUGCAGGACUUACAACCUGAGGUAAGUCUGGACUCAAUAUGUAAGGGACAAUCUGUCCAGUUAUCUGAGACUACUACUAAACCACCACUACAGGACUCAAAGUCUGGGGAAAGUCCAAAUUUAGAUGUGAAUGCUGUCCCACAGUCUGCAACAGACUGUGAAUUUGGGAGCUCAAUACUGCAGGAUAAAGCAGAUAUAACUCCAGAGAUGACCAAGGUAACAAAGUCCAUAGAGUUACCCAAGAGUGAUGAACUGCAAAACCCAUUGACGGAUUUAGAUUCUGGAUCAAAACUGAAAUCUCAAGAGCAUAUGAAUGAGCAGUUAAAACUGCAGAAUGAUGAGGCCAGUCCAGCUGUGUUAAAGAAGCACAAUCCUCAAGAGAAACUUCCUGAACAGUUUGAACCCAUUAAACUGCUGAUAUUAGAGGAUUCCAACUCCCAAGAGACAGAGCUGAACCAUUCUGAUCCUGUAAGACCAAGUGCUGCACUGAGAAAAGAAACAAAAAUGAGCAAACCUGAGCCUACAGAACCAAAGACUAUAAAUGAUAGAAAAUCUAAAGAGAAUAAGCAUGACGUUUACAGUAGGCAUAGAAAGGAAACAUGUCACCCGACAGCUCUGAUUGAUGACAAACGAGAAGGAGAACAUAUUUAUACAAAUCAGAUGAACAAGAACUUGCCUGAGGUGAAAACCAAGCUGGAAUGUCAGGUUAGGAAGCAACAACAUCAAGCAUCAUCCAGAAUUCCUGUUCAAGCCAGAGGAGGGUCAACUAAGUUACCCAUCAGCAAAGCAGACACUAGCAGUCGCUCAUUGGAGGUUCGAGUUUCUAAAACUGGCAUGCAUAGAUACCCACUUGGAAAACCGCUGGGGCAACAUAAGCCUAGCAUUACAUCAUCUUCUCCAUCUCCUGAAAAACUGUCCUCAUUAGGAGUUGCUCCAGUUAAGUCAUCACAAAAACCCCCUUGCAUAGUACCUGCACCAAAAAGUCCCACCUCUCUCUUAAAACUGCAGCAGGUUCAGCUGAUUGCACCUAAGAUCAAGCAGUCAGACCAUGCAAACGUUUCCAGGAAACGUGUUGCAUCUAUAACAAAGUAUAGUUGCUCUUCUGGAAUUUCCUGCCCAGCACAAGGAAAGAAGCAGGCGAUUAAAGGGUUUACGCCAAGCAAGUAGAAUAAAGCAACAAACUGUUGUAUACCGAUUUCAUGAAUGUAAUGAUGUGCAAUAGAAAACAAAAUGUUAAAGGUCUCUGGGUUAUUUUAGUAAGUAGUAUUUUUAUUGAAUUACAUGAGUUGAUGUCACAUAAAGCUAUGCUUUAUUUAUUCCAUUUAGCCAGCAGGAAGUUACAAUAAGAAUUUCCCAAUACAAAUAGGUUUUUCUAAACGUAGCAGUAAAUUUAAUCAGCUUUAUCAUUGUCCUUAAAGCUGUUAAUUAUGUAAAUCAUUUAUUUUCCCAUUCAGUUUGAUGUAAAUGAUCAGUUAUGGGAAUAUUAAAUCAUCACAGUUCACCAUUUGCAUAACACAUUUUUUCCUGAUUCUUUUAUGGGUUGACUUUGGCUAAAUGGUAUACUAAAUGAAACACUGGACAUGUGUGCUGUCCACACAUUUAGAUUAAGGUCAUAAACUGAUUUUUUUUUCUCCAAACUCCAUAGAAACUCCUAGA